Messenger RNA from Drosophila erecta, 2828 nucleotides. It is a transcript of the gene sky, whose product is annotated as TBC1 domain family member 24. The coding region runs from base 758 to 2551 and encodes 597 amino acids. Lineage: Eukaryota; Metazoa; Arthropoda; Insecta; Diptera; Drosophilidae. The record is from RefSeq and is a predicted model, not a curated record. The transcript has 12 exons.
UGUACGAGCUACGCAUCCCAUCCCCAAAUUCCACAGCACCUUCAAACACUACGGCGUGCUUCUUCUUAAAACGCGGCAUAAAAGAGGUGCACUCCACAAGCACGAAAAGUAAAUAACUUUAUUGCAAAAGUAUCGUUUAAAGCGCGAAAAAUAUUAAACCAAGAAUUUACAUGUGAAAGUGAAAACGUGACAACACGAUAAAACGGACGAAGCAAGCAAAACAAAACACGAGUGCAUGAAAACAACGAAAGGAGGAUAAAAGGAAGAACAAGUGCAACAAUCAGAAAAAAAUAACGGAACAAGAACACAGAAAAAAGUAAAAAUAACCAACGAAGAAAGGAAAAACAGAACAAAAACUCCAGAUAUUGACAGACUCGAAAACGCCGACAAUUGCGAUUCGAUUCACACACAGCUAUGCUUUUGCAGUACUCGUGCUAAAUCGUUUACUAUAAUGAAUUCCGCGCGGCACCAUCGUAUUGGGGUAUUUCUGUCUCCAUAACUUGGCCACCAUUUAAAUAAAAUUAAAACCGGAACACAAUAGAAAUAUUAAGCACGACUACAAACCCAAAACAGACCCGCAAAUUGAUUGCCACACAACGGAUAGCAAAGCACUGCAUCAAAAGCCAUCUAGUCAAACAUAACCGAACCAACGAAGAAAAGCCGCCAACUGCCGGAGGGAAGAACGAAUCCGAGUGGACGCAAACCCAAAUCAAAGCUUGACAGAGGAUCCGGAGAGGGCGCAAACCUGGCCAAGAAGAUGCCAUACCAUCGAGGCGGAGAUGCCUCUUCCCAGGCCGACAAGCUGAGCGGCAUCGUGGAGGAGAGCGACCUUUACGAAGGGUUCGCCCCGCAUGUCGAGACGUCCGAAAUCAAAACCCUCGACUUCUACAAUUUACCAAAGCAAACUGGCAAAGAGCCGGCCCUGCGCUCCUACACCGAGAUCCAACAGCUGCUGCAGCAGGGCAAGAAGCGCGACGUGAAGAACAUACUCAGGGAGAACUCGUGGCCCAUUAACUCCCCGAUCCGAGCCCAGCUAUGGCCGAUGCUGUGUGGCCAGCACCAGACCAAGCAGCAAAUGCUGGACGGCUUCUACUGGGAGAUGGUUCACCAGGUCUUUGGCACCACGGAGCUGUCGGAGAAGCCGAUCAUGCUGCCCGCCUUUGUGGACGCCACCCACUGUUUGCCGUACCACUUGACCAGCACGGGACGCGCCGUGGCCGAUCGCAUCGUGAAUGUCCUGGGCUACGACUGCCCCGAUAUUACCUACAGUCCAGUAUUGUAUCCCAUUACAUCGAUACUUUUGCAUUUCAUGUCGGAGGAGGAGGCUUACAUAUGUCUGGCCGGUCUGGUCGGUAGCAAGGAGAAGGUAUUCAUCAAUCAAACGAAACUACAGCACGAAGUCACCUGGAAGACGGUGAUGCAGAUAGCCAAAAAGCACACGAAAAGUGCUACUUCGUAUUUCCAACGUAUUUGCCCAGGCCUGAAGCUGGAACGCAUCUUCAUGGACUGGUGCUGGUGGAUUCUAGCCGGUCUACCCUUCCAGCAUCUGGUGCGGAUCAUGGACUGCUACUUUCACGAGGGCAUCAAGGUCCUGUACCGCGUGGCCCUCGUCAUACUCAACCUGUUUCACAAGGAGUGCCAGUCGAACAACGAAUGGAGUCCGGACAACAUCAAGAACGACAUUGGCAACGCUUUGAUCAAGUUCUGCAAGAAGAUACCAGUGUCGCCGGCGAAGCUGCUCCAUGCCGCGUUUAGUAUUAGGGGACUGAGUACCCAGUAUAUUUCUAGAAUAUUUAUCAAGACUGAAAUGCUACUAAAAAGCCGCUCCGUGCUCACCAGCGGUUCGAAGCAAUUAAUCAAAUCGCGUUCAAGUGAUAAUCUGCCCACUAGUCAGUCGCAGGUCAACAUCCAAAUGAUGUCCCACACCCUGACCAUCCGGGAGGGUGAGAAAUCGCCCGGUCAUAGAGCCAUCGCGAUGGGCGUUUACCCCAUACACAAUCUGAAAAGUCAAGCUUGUAAGAACGAAGAUCUGUUCACGCUGUGGUCCUGGCUGCCCGUGCGGAUAACAAUGUACCAACCGGUGCUGCUCUACACCACGGAGGAGCACGGCUGCUCGCUCACCACGUUCUACGUUCGUGUGGAGCAGCAUGAACCCACGCUGCUCAUGAUCAAAACGUGCAAUAAUGAGGUAUUUGGUGCCUACUGCUCCUCGCGCUGGUUUGAAAGAAAUGUAAAAGAUGACAAGGGCCAGCGACAGGCCUACUUCGGUACCGGCGAGACCUUCUUGUUCUCCCUCUAUCCAGAAAGAGCCAAGUACCCAUGGGUGGGCAUUGAGGGCGACAAGGACCUGGGACACAGCUCCGAGCUGUUUAUGGCGGCCGACUCCAAGAUGAUCACUAUUGGUGGCGGCGAGGGGCAGGCCAUCUGGAUGGACGAGAACAUUCGUUUCGGCAAGACGGACAGCUGCAAGACCUUCAACAAUCCGCCGCUGUGUCCAUCGGGCGACUUCGAGAUCCGGGUGCUGGAAGUCUACGGCUUCGUGGGCAUCUAAAAACCUCCGUAGUCUGACCGACAUUGCCCGCCGAUGAUUAAGUGCUCAGCAAAACUGCUCGACGUUCCCCCCGCGUUUCCUUAACCAACUCAAACACCUACAGAUUGCUUUCGCUGAUGGUACCAAGAUGAGCAAAUGUGUAAACAUUUAUAAAAGCUGAUUUAUAAAAAUGUAUCGAAAGUGGCCAAGCAGCAGUAAAUGCCGCCGUCGUCGUGUUAAUGUUAAAUGUUAAUGAAAACAUGCAAAACUAAACAAAUUAUAUAUUAUAUAAUGGAAA